UCUCUCUCUCUCGCUCUCGCACAGAGCAAAGCAAUGGCGUCCACACCAUCUCACUCCUCCGAUGUGCAACCUAUGCUUGCUGUGGAAGCUGAAUCUCACCUCUCUUCUCUCGUCUGCGAUAUGUUACAAGAAGUCCAAGGGGCAAUGGAGAACAUGCUUAAAAUGAUUAAUGAAAUUGAUCAAAACUCAGCUGGAAUAAUGGAAGAGAUAGAGAAAUGCAAAGAUUCUGCUCUUGAGAGGAAGGGAAUCUUGGAGGAAGAGAAAGAGCGAUUUCAGAAAGCUGCUUAUACUGUCUUAGACAUGCUUAACAACAGAGAUUAAAAGCCGGUGUUGUUGAAAGAGUAUAUUCCAUUUUGCCAGUGAGUCUACUGCGGCUUGAUCCGUCAUUCUUGUAGAUUCACCAGAAGCUAUCAGCAGUCUGUCCGAUGUUAUCUCUUGCUAGGCUUGGUUUCUCCCUUUGCAUCAACUGCAGAGCAGUUCUCAUGAUUGUUCCCCUAAAUUCUUGCUUUGUACAAGAAAAUAUGUUAAUUCCUCUUUAAUUUUCUAAGUCUUCUUUGGUUCACCUUGAUCUCGUAUGGAUGAAAUUACUGUGGCAUAUAUGAUGAUAAAGAUGUAAAUGCAGUAGAAAUUUCAAGAAAAUUACUUUUUGUCUGCUCUAUAUCUACAUAUUAAAUUGUGAAUUUGUCACCUCUUCUCUAUCUUUCUGGAUUAGUUAAGAAUAUUCAUUGUGAGUAGUAGUAACUUGGGAUUUCAUUGAAUGAAGAACUG
Molecule: messenger RNA, 768 nt
Organism: Corylus avellana
Lineage: Eukaryota; Viridiplantae; Streptophyta; Magnoliopsida; Fagales; Betulaceae
Product: polyamine-modulated factor 1-binding protein
Source: RefSeq, a predicted model, not a curated record